AACAGCAACUGCAAGUUCGUCUACGAGUUCACCACAAUCAAUACCAACGAUGCCACUAUCAUCAUCUUCCAUUUCUACAAUGACUCCUUCUCCACCGUGGGUGAAUACAACAACCUCAUCCUAUUCACAUACAACUUCGGGAGCUCUUUCUCCGGCAACUCUGACGACUUUUCCUCCAACGACUGUGAAUACAACAGCCUCAUCCUAUUCACAUACAACUUCCAGAGCUGUUUCUUCGGCAACUAUGACGACUUUUCCUUCAACGACUGUGAAUGCAACAACCUCAUCCUACUCACAUACAACUUCCAGAGCUGUUUCUUCGGCAACUAUGACGACUUUUCCUCCAACGACUGUGAAUACAACAGCCUCAUCCUAUUCACAUACAACUUCCAGAGCUGUUUCUUCGGCAACUAUGACGACUUUUCCUUCAACGACUACAACAACCACUAUUACGAUUCCCGAAGCGCUGUCUACAAGUUCAGGGACAGUACCCACGCUACCGUCAACCACGCCACUAUCGGUUACUUCGCAAACACCAAACACAGUGUCAACUACACCGCCAACUCCACCAAGAAGCACUUCAAUAACACUCCCGAUUUCACAAGGAAGCUCAUCGAUAACCCAACCCUCACCACCGGUAACUUUUCCGACUACUAGUUCCGUAUCACCUACUACUUCCUUAUCAUCCCCCACAACAAUGGAAAAGACGACUGUGCUAAUUCUGGUCGUGGCUUAUUUGAUGUCAUGGGUGUUCCCAUGCUCUGUUUGUAUUUAA
Haemonchus placei is the source of this 775-nucleotide messenger RNA. NCBI's taxonomy places the organism in Eukaryota, Metazoa, Nematoda, Chromadorea, Rhabditida, Trichostrongylidae. The record is from the annotation of a GenBank genome assembly.